This is a messenger RNA of Bombyx mandarina (wild silkworm), 2512 nucleotides long. RefSeq names its product ribosomal protein S6 kinase-like 1. Gene Ontology annotation, biological process: protein phosphorylation. Gene Ontology annotation, molecular function: ATP binding; phosphatidylinositol binding; protein kinase activity. Lineage: Eukaryota; Metazoa; Arthropoda; Insecta; Lepidoptera; Bombycidae. The record is from RefSeq and is a predicted model, not a curated record.
UUAUGUGAAUUUAUGUGUAAUAUCUAUGUAUCAGCGUAAAACGGCUGUUACAACAAACUAAAUCAGUCAAGUGACUGAAUAAACUUGAUUAGUAAACUCAUAUAACUAUGACUACCUAUAGUUAUUGGCAUUUUAUGAUCUCCUUUUAACAGUUUUGUGUUUUGACUAAAACAAACUGUAAACAUGUCGAAGGAUAAGUGGGUUCGCCGGUUUUCAGUUGAUGAAACAUCGAAACACAAGAAUGGAUUCACUAUAUAUAAGAUCAUGUCUAUUCUGUUCCCGAUAGAAUCGCCGGAGGCCGUGACGGCGAUAUCUGUAUGGAAACGUUACAGCGACAUCCAGAGGCUGCACAAGAGCAUGAAGUCGCUGCACGCGGGCCUGCACUUACGCGGCACGUUCCCCGCCCUGCCCCGGUACAGCUAUUUCAGGAGGUUUCAGCCGGACGUGAUAACCGACAGAGCUAGAACCAUCAAGACGUUGUUAGAGUUCAUCGCGGAGCACAGACUGCUGUUCACUAGCACUGACUUCGUCAAUUUCCUUCAGACCGGGUACCCAGAGCCCUGCGCUGAGCCGGGAGUCAUAAACUCUAUAAGGUCGUCCUUGCACCUGCCCAUAGAGGAGACGCCGCCGCUGGAGUACCCAACUGACGACGACGAGGCCAGGACCCCCAACGGCUCAAUUAAUCCGACGGCUUCUCAACAAGUAUCGCGCGACGAAACCGAUUUUAUAUCGCAAAUACCGAUCUACGAAGCGGCUGACGUGGAGGUGGUGGACUCGAGCGAGGCCUCCAAGCGGACGGGCAGCUUGGACUCGCUGGACUCGUUGGAGAGCAUAGACAGCGACCUCUUUGACGAGUUGGCCAAGCUCACCAUAGACAAGCCGGCGUCCAGUGUCAAGAGGAACGUGUUGCCGGAUUUGAUUAAUUUCGACGAACCUUCCACAUCAAAGAUCGACGAUUGUCACACGACGAGAACUGGCAACACCGACUCGGACAGUUUGUCUUUGAACGCGCAGACUUUUGACAGUGCCCUGUCCCCCUCGCACGCGGGGCGCGGGACGAGGACGGAAGACAGCUACAUAUUCGAGGCGGGCUACAUGCUGAACUUGGCGGCGCGGUGCGAGGACGCGGGGGACUACGCGGGCGCCCUGGACCACUACAAGGCCGGCAUCGAGAAGCUACUCGUCGGCGCCCGCUCGGACGCGGACGGCGCGCGGCGGGCGCUGGUCCGGCAGCGCACGCACGCCUACCUGGCGCACGCAGAGCGACUGUGCAGCGCGCGCACGCAACACGUGNAAUGUGGAGGAUUUAUCUAUUUAAUCGCGGGUGGAGUGGCGCGCGGCGGGGCGGAGCGCGGCGGGGCGGCGCGGGACGGCGCGGCGCGGAGCGGGUCGCGCGCGGAGCUGUGCGCGUACGUGCUGCUGGGCGUGGUGCGGCCGCGGCUGCUGCUGGUGCUGCACGCCAGCACCGACACGUGCUACGUCAUGAAGGUGCUGGACAAGGUGCCGAGCAACGAGCCGGAGGGGGAGUGGCGGCGCCCCGUGCUGCCCGGGCCGGCGCCCUACAUGGUGCGGCUGCACGCGCUCAUCGAGACGGAGGACUCGCUGUUCCUGGUGCUGACGUACGCGCCGGGCGAGCGCCUGUGCGAGUACGUGCGCCGGUACGCCGCCGCGCCCGCCGCCAAGCCGCGCCCGCCCGACCUGCGCUGCGUGCUGGCCGACCGCGCCGCGCCGGGGGACGACGUGCGCGACCUGCUGCACAACUCCAAGGAGCUGCUGCUGACCGUGGACCGGGCGCUGGGCGGCGGCGCGCAGACAACUGCCCCGGACGAGCACACCGCCGCCACCGGUACCGGGUUGGAGCCGCGCAUGCGGUACCGGGACGCGGUGCCGCCGGGCGCGGUGCGGCGCUGGGCCGCCGAGCUGGUGACCGCGCUGGAGAGUCUGCACGCGGCCGGCGUGGUGUGCGUCGACCUGGGCCCCGCCAACGUGCUGCUGGGCGCGCGCGGGCAGGCGCUGCUCACGUACUUCGCGUGUCGCGGCGGGGCGGGGCGGGACGGGGCGUGGCGGGGCGGCGCGCGGCACGCACCGGGCGCGCUGCACGUGGCGCCGGAGUGCCGCGGCUGGCAGGCGCCCGCGCCGGCCGCCGACUACUGGAGCCUGGGCGCGCUGCUCUACCAGCUCAUCUGUGGAUACCCUCUUUCUGUUCACCACAAGACUGUGUUCACAUCGCACACUAUAUUACAGCUGCCCGAGGAGCUGACAGUGGAAGAGGAAUCUUUAUUGACUCAACUGCUGACGUUCGAGCCGGCGGCGCGGCUGGGCGCGGGCGGCGCGCGCGAGCUGCACCGGCACCCGUACUUCCGCGCCGUGGACUGGCGGCUCGUGCGCGACAGCUGGCCCAAGCACGACUGAGCCGACACCGCCGGCUCCACGAGCUCACAGCCCACCUCGUGUUCAAACGUAAAUGCGCCACCCACCUUGAGAUAUAACUUCUAAGAUCUCAGUAUAGUUU